Messenger RNA from Hyaloscypha bicolor E, 396 nucleotides. RefSeq lists its product as uncharacterized. Gene Ontology annotation, molecular function: protein binding. The record is from RefSeq and is a predicted model, not a curated record. The transcript has a single exon. The coding region runs from base 1 to 396 and encodes 131 amino acids. NCBI's taxonomy places the organism in Eukaryota, Fungi, Ascomycota, Leotiomycetes, Helotiales, Hyaloscyphaceae.
AUGUCUACUCAACCUCGUGACUAUCUGACUCGCAACUAUCUGACCGGACUUCCCACCGAAGUCUUGGUGCAUAUUCUCUCCUACUUCUCGAUAUCCGUUUUCCUCGAACUCAACCAAAUUCACCCCAUCGUUCGUGAUGUCUUCAAGAGCAACGCAGCUCAGAUCAGUAACCUGGCCAUUGAAAAUGAGCAAGAGCUCAAGAGCCGUGCGGACUCAUGGGAGUGCAAACUACCAAGAUCAAUAAGUGGCUUGUCCCGGAGGGAAUCCCCAUCUUCAAGGAUUCCCCAUCUUCGCCAACCAUCGCCUGGCCCGAAGAAUUCUUACCAAGAAGAACGUAUUGAAGAGACUGGGUGUUCCGAGGGAACUCGAGGAGGGCGAGACCCCUAUAAAGUAUAA